Erigeron canadensis is the source of this 1173-nucleotide messenger RNA. Its product is annotated as glycerophosphocholine acyltransferase 1-like. The record is from RefSeq and is a predicted model, not a curated record. The annotation marks the transcript as partial. Lineage: Eukaryota; Viridiplantae; Streptophyta; Magnoliopsida; Asterales; Asteraceae. The transcript is spliced from 6 exons. Gene Ontology annotation, biological process: phosphatidylcholine biosynthetic process.
ACUCAUUUUUUGGGUGUCUUCUCGUACGGAGCGUUUUGUUUCAUCUUGGGUGCAAGGCCACAAGAUGUUCGAUACAUAUAUGUUCUGUUUUAUAUCACAUUUGUGCCACUUCGAUGGAUUUAUUAUCGAUAUAAGAAAUGGCAUUAUUACCUUUUGGAUUUCUGCUAUUAUGCCAAUACCAUAUUCUUGAUCAUGCUUUUGUUCUUUCCUAGAAAUCAAAAGCUUUUCAUGGUUAGCUUCUCAUUUGCAGAGGGACCGCUAGCAUGGGCAAUUAUAGUUUGGCGGUGUAGCUUGGUUUUUAGUUCUGUUGACAAAAUUGUAAGCGUCCUUAUACAUCUUUUACCAGGUGUGGUAUUCUUCACGAUGUGCUGGUGGGAUCCGGCCUUCUUCGAAGCCAUGCAUCCUAUGGGAAGUGUACAAGGUGGUUCAUGGCGUCAGAUAGAAGACAAAUCUUUCCUGUGCACAUGGCUAUUCACGGUUCCAUUGAUUGCUUACUUCCUUUGGCAGCUUCUGUAUUUUCUGAUAGUCAAUGUCCUUCGUCGACAGCGGCUGUUAAAGGACCCUGAAGUCAUGACCUCCUACAGGGGGCUGUCCAAGAGGGCACAAAAGGCAAACAAUGUAUGGUGGCGCUUAAGCGGGUGUCUUGGUGAUCAGAACCGUAUGUUUAUGUACAUUCUUUUUCAAGCCAUUUUCACAGUGGCAACAAUGGCACUCACAGUGCCAAUAUUCUUGUCGUACGAACUACACCUUGUUUUCCAGAUACUAAAAGUUUCUGCAGCUGUAUGGAAUGGAGGACAGUUCUUGGUGGAAGUGAUGCCUCGGCAAGUUGUUCUUAAAGAGAAGAAAAAACUUGAGGUGACGCCAAUAACACAAGAAAUCUGCCAAGAAGAAGAACACUGCCACCAAAGCUAGUCUUGGGUAACUAAAGCUCUAACAUAUACACGUCGUCGGGGCGUGUGACAUGUGUUGUUGUACAUGUUAUUAAGAAUUUACCAGUAUAGUGUAGAUUAUGGUUCGUAGUGGUCAGGGAAUAGGGUCCUUGUUACAAUCUAUUCAUUAAGGUACAUCAAAUAAAAAGGUACCAUUAUUAUUGGCCUCUAGAGCAGAAACUAUAAUCUGUUGUAAAAAGGAAAUCUUAAAAACAACGAAAGUAUCAUCCUUCAAAUCACCAAA